AUGCUGCUCUCUUCUGGCUUCAGCGAGUUUCCACUUCAGAUGCUAUUUCUUUCAGACAACAACAUUACUGGCACGGUGCCGAAGGAGCUCGCUGAGUUGCCAGCACUGAGAAAGGUCGAUCUGUCAAAUAACAAUCUAUAUGGGAAGCUUCCUGAAUUUCGCAAGAAUGUGGAGGUGAUACUUGAUGGCAACCCAAACUUUGGCAAGCCUGCUCCUGCGCCUGGACCAGGUGGUAGCAGCAAUGACACUAAGCCUGGGGAUGAAAGUGGUGGAAGCAACAAGAGAUCCUCUUCUACCGGUGUCAUUGUUGGGUCAGUGGUUGGAGCUGUUGCUGUACUAGGCCUUAUUGCUGCAUUAGGAUUCUAUUGCUAUAAGAGAAAGCAGAAGCCUUCCGGAAGGGUGCAGAGUCCACAUGCUAUGGUCAUCCAUCCCAGGCACUCAGGGUCAGACCCUGACAUGGUAAAGAUCACAGUUGCUGGGGGAAAUGCCAAUGGUGGUGCGGCCACGAGCGAGCCAUAUAGCCAGGCAAGCAGUGCCCCCCGUGAUAUCCAUGUCGUUGAGGCUGGGAAUAUGGUCAUUUCAAUUCAAGUACUGCGUAAUGUGACCAACAACUUCAGUCAGGAGAACAUCCUUGGUCGUGGUGGGUUUGGCACUGUCUACAAGGGUGAGCUCCAUGAUGGUACAAAAAUUGCUGUGAAGCGAAUGGAGUCUGGUGUUAUGGGCAACAAGGGGCUAAACGAGUUUAAAUCAGAGAUUUCUGUGCUGACCAAGGUCCGUCAUCGGAACCUUGUGUCACUGCUUGGAUACUGUCUUGAUGGUAAUGAGAGGAUUCUUGUAUACGAGUACAUGCCACAGGGUCCAGUGAGCCAACACCUGUUUGAGUGGAAAGAACACAAUUUGCAGCCGUUGGAAUGGAAGAGGCGACUCAGCAUUGCGCUUGAUGUUGCAAGAGGUGUUGAGUACCUGCACAGCCUUGCUCAGCAAACGUUCAUCCACAGAGACUUGAAACCAUCAAAUAUACUUCUUGGUGAUGACAUGAAGGCCAAGGUGGCAGACUUUGGAUUGGUGCGGCUUGCGCCAGCUGAUGGGAAGUGUGUAUCAGUAGAGACAAGGCUUGCUGGAACUUUUGGAUAUCUUGCCCCCGAGUAUGCAGUUACUGGACGUGUGACCACAAAAGCUGAUGUCUUCAGCUUUGGUGUCAUUUUGAUGGAGCUGGUGACGGGACGCAGGGCGCUUGAUGACACACAGCCUGAGGAUAGCAUGCACCUGGUUACAUGGUUCCGGAGAAUGCAGCUCAACAAUGAUACGUUCCAGAAGGCGAUCGACACAAGCAUGGAGCUUGAUGAGGAGACCUUAGCCAGCGUUAGCACGGUCGCACAGCUCGCGGGUCACUGCUGUGCUAGGGAACCACAUCAGAGGCCCGACAUGGGUCAUGCCGUGAACGUGCUCUCUACUCUUUCGGAAGUGUGGAAACCCGCAGACCCAGAUUCAGACGACAGUUACGGCAUCGACCUGGACAUGACGCUGCCUCAGGCGUUGAAGAAAUGGCAGGCCUUUGAGGACAGCAGCCAUUUUGACGGUGCGACCUCUUCGUUCCUGGCGAGCUUGGAUAACACCCAGACCAGCAUCCCGACGCGGCCUCCAGGGUUUGCUGAUUCCUUCACCUCCGCCGACGGAAGAUAAACCCUGUUUGUUGGAAAGGGAAAGCCAGAAGCUCCGCUCGCUCAAAAUGAUCAUUCUGUUCAUUCAUUCCUUUAGCCUCUUCACCCCUCCUCCUCCCUCCCUGCCUUUUAAAUGUUGGUGGAUUUGGCCUUGUGCUGCCAUGCCAUGUUAGCUGUCCGUCGAUCAUGUAUGAUGAUGUGGUCUUUACUCGAGAAUUCCCUGGAAGUCUGCUGCGACUAACCGCUCGGUGCUGCUGCUAUUAUUGUUAGCUUUGAACCUAAGUAGAAGAUUGUUAGGGUUGUUGGCUUGUACUCAACAUUGAUCUGCUCCAUGAUUAAAUUGAUCCCUGUCAGUAUCCUCAA
Messenger RNA from Triticum aestivum (bread wheat), 2024 nucleotides. Its product is annotated as receptor protein kinase TMK1. The coding region runs from base 1 to 1683 and encodes 560 amino acids. The record is from RefSeq and is a predicted model, not a curated record. Gene Ontology annotation, molecular function: ATP binding; protein kinase activity. Gene Ontology annotation, biological process: protein phosphorylation. The transcript has 2 exons. Lineage: Eukaryota; Viridiplantae; Streptophyta; Magnoliopsida; Poales; Poaceae.